Messenger RNA from Limulus polyphemus (Atlantic horseshoe crab), 1146 nucleotides. Its product is annotated as ectonucleotide pyrophosphatase/phosphodiesterase family member 6-like. The coding region runs from base 156 to 1115 and encodes 319 amino acids. The transcript is spliced from 4 exons. Lineage: Eukaryota; Metazoa; Arthropoda; Merostomata; Xiphosura; Limulidae. The record is from RefSeq and is a predicted model, not a curated record.
UAUUUCCCUACCACUUAGUAGAGGGUGCUACAAUCGUAGGGUAUGUAAUAUCAAAUAGUUAGGUGAAAAUUACGGUUGUGUUCAGAACGUGAGAAAUAUACGUUAAGUUUACUGUGUUUGUAUUUUGGGAAGGGGUUAUAUUUACUAACCUCACCAUGGUUUGUAUCUUGUCGUUUUUCAAAAGUUGUAAUAUAGUUUUGCUACUUGCAUUAUUAGCUUAUCUGUUUCAUCUAGCUUCAGCAGACUUGUUGGCAAGAUUAUUUUUUGGAAGCUCUACGAAACGAUUGGAAAAAGAUUCAAGUCCAACUGAAUAUAAACUUUUAUUGAUUUUAGCGGAUGGAUGGCGUUGGGAUUAUAUUGAUAAUGAGCCUUCGCUGAAAGGUUUUAAAAGAUUAGCAAAAAGCGGUGUUAAAGCAGAAUAUGUGAAACCGAUUUUCCCGACAAGUGACUACCCAAACUGGUAUACAGUCGUUACAGGUCUGUAUCCUGAGAAUCAUGGAAUGAUUCAUAACUACAUGUAUGAUAAGGAGAGAGAUGAAUUCUUUAUGAAAGGAAAUCAGCCAGGUGACUUAAAUCCUCACUGGUGGGAUAAAGCGGAACCAAUAUGGGUAACAGCUGAAAAAAAUGGGAUUAAAAGUGCAUUAUACGGUUGGAGUGGGUGCGAGAUAGAAAUUAAAGGAAUUAGGCCUUCAUUCUGUAAACCUUACGAUAAGUCUAAAUCAACUCUAAAACAACAACAUCAAGAACUGAAGAGAAGCCUGAAUGAGGCUGUUAAUAGGCUGUCUAAAGGAACGGUACAGCUUGCGAUUGUUUAUAAUGAUGGAGUGGACACUGCGGGACAUAAAUAUGGACCUAAUGCGAAAGAGACUAAAGAAGUUAUCAGGGACUUUGAUUUUGCUCUGUUUGAGUUGCAGGAUAAUAUUUUAAAAAAAGAGCUGCAACAGGAGCUAAACCUUGUUGUUUUGUCUGACCAUGGAAUGGCAAGUGUUCCUGAAGAAAAUGAAAAAAUUAUCAAUCUAGAGAAACACAUCAAGUUGAAUGAUAUACGUUAUGUUCUAGACAAGGGGUCUUUCGUUAUGAUCCAAACAGAAAAGGUAUGUCACCUGACACGGUAGUUAGCUUACUGAAGUUGGCUACCAGAUAUCA